This is a messenger RNA of Ilex paraguariensis (yerba mate), 1594 nucleotides long. Lineage: Eukaryota; Viridiplantae; Streptophyta; Magnoliopsida; Aquifoliales; Aquifoliaceae. The record is from the annotation of a GenBank genome assembly.
UUUCUAUGCAAUCUCUCUCUCUCUCUCUCUACUCAUACACAACUAUAAUUUUUGGAUUUGUCAAGAAGAUACCAGUAGAAAUCUUGAGUGAGUUGAACCUUUUGGGAACCAAGUUAUGGAGCCUAAGGGCCAUAGAAGAGCUAGGAGGAAAGAUCCUAAUACUCAGGAAAAUGGUGAUGUGAGCACAUUGACUGUUGAUGAUGAACUGGAUCCAUGGACUGCGUGGGCAUACAAACCUCGUACCAUUUCAUUGUUACUUAUUGGUGCAUGUUUUCUUAUUUGGGCUAGUGGAGCUCUUGAUUCUGAAAACAGUUCAACUGGUGAUCCUGUUACAUCUGUGAAAAGAGGCAUAUGGGCAAUGAUUACGGUGUUUCUUGCUUACUGCUUGCUGCAAGCUCCUUCAACAAUACUUAUUAGGCCGCACCCUGCAAUUUGGCGCCUAGUACAUGGAAUGGCUAUUGUUUACCUGGUCUCUCUGACCUUCUUACUUUUCCAGAACCGUGAUGAUGCUCGGCAAUUCAUGAAAUAUCUCCAUCCUGAUCUCGGUGCUGAACUUCCUGAGAGAUCUUAUGGUGCUGAUUGCCGAAUUUAUGUGCCUGAAAAUCCCACAAGCAGGUUUAAGAAUGUUUAUGAAACACUUUUUGACGAAUUUGUUCCAGCUCAUAUCUUUGGAUGGUGGGGAAAGGCUAUUAUGAUUCGCAAUCAGCCCCUUUUGUGGGUACUAUCAUUUGGAUUUGAGUUAAUGGAGCUUACCUUCUGCCACAUGUUACCUAACUUCAAUGAGUGCUGGUGGGACAGUAUUGUUCUUGAUAUAUUCAUCUGUAAUUGGUUUGGUAUAUGGACUGGAAUGCAUACUGUUCAGUAUUUUGAUGGUAAGACUUAUGAAUGGAUUGGGAUAAGCCGUCAGCCAAAUCUUAUAGGCAAAGUCAAAAGAACUCUGGGUCAAUUUACACCAGCACGGUGGGAUAAAGAUGAGUGGCACCCCCUUCUUGGUCCUUGGCGUUUCAUUCAUGUUCUGUUUCUUGUUGUUAUGUUCUUGACUGUGGAACUGAACACAUUCUUUCUCAAGUUUUGUCUUUGGAUUCCUCCUAGAAACCCACUGGUCGUGGAUAGGUUGGUGUUGUGGUGGCUAAUUGCUAUACCAGCGAUACGUGAGUACAAUUCUUACCUGCAAGACAGAACGCCAGUGAAAAAGGUGGGAGCAUUUUGUUGGCUUUCUCUUGCGAUCUGCAUUGUCGAACUCCUCAUCUGUAUCAAGUUUGGGCACGGAUUAUUCCCCAAUCCGAUGCCUACAUGGUUGGUAAUCUUCUGGACAUCAGUCGGAAUUAGCCUGGUGGUAUUCUUGGUUGUGUGGCCGUGUCAAUUUCAUCGCUCUUUGGGCAAAAAGUGGCAGUGAUUUUACCUGUGAUUUCAUCGUUCUUUGAUUUCUCUCUGAUGUUUUCGGUAACUAAUCAUAUUCUAGGUACUCAUCAACCUCCUACUUUGUAAAUGCUUGCUAUCUUAGUAUUAGGCAAUCACAGUAAAUAUGAAUUCUUUUGUUAGGUAGUGGGAAAAGUCUAACAAUGUAAGUCAGAGUUGGAAAUUUAUCUUUGGG